UUAGGAAGAAGGAAAAUUUUAAACUAUCAGAACUGUCAUAUGAGCCCGUUUGUAAGAGAUAUUCGACAGUAAAACUUUAAAGUUUCAAUACUGGCCGUCGUUCUCAGUAGUUUAAUUCUUUUGUGAAUUAAAAUCGUAGAUCGCUGUCUAAAAGUUAACUGACGAGAUGGCAAGAGCAAUGUCAACGUACUGCCGUAUUGAUGAUGAUAUUCACAUCUCUGUGUCCAUAGAAGAAAUAUCGAAGGAUAGGAAAUACAGAGAGCAGAAGAAACAUGAAGUUGCUAUUGCAGUCUGUGCCUUGUUCAACAGCAAUGGCGGAACAGUGGAAAUACGUGGUGAAGAAACGGAAGGUAACUUGGACUCCACUACGAUACUCGACUCCUUGAUUCGAACUCUAGAACAGUCAUUAAUGUCACGGUUUGGAGCUCAGAUAACAGAGUUGGUUUCUAUGCACUUCGAAGAUCAAAAUGCGAAAAAGAUAUCAAUUAAAGUCAGUAAAGCUCGCUUCCUCGCAACAGUUAAUUCUAAUCUCUACCGACCAACUCAAAAACAAGUUGCGCUCAUUGACAAUGUCCUGAAAGCGUUAAAAAUAAUGAACAGAAGAUUUGUUGAUCAACCCGUCCAACUUGGCUCACACCAGAAAAAAAUUCUUAAAAAUCAAAACUGUUGCCUCAGAGAAAAUGAGGUCACUCAAUUCAAGCACCUGAAAUCAGAUUCAUCAAAGCGUUUCACACUCGCAGAUCGUAUGAUUGGUAAAAGUAACAAAUUCAGUUGUUACGUAUCAGCGUUUGCUAACCACAGAGGUGGUCACAUUUACUAUGGUAUUGAUGAUGAUGGCGUUGUUCAUGGCGAGAACACAGAAAACAUUCCUGAAAUUGAGAAGAAAGUUGAAAAAGCCAUCCAGAAGAUGAUCUGGCCUGACGUGAUUGGUCAACCAAAACGAGGAGAACACUGGGAAAUAUUCUUUGAACCAGUGUUGGACGAGAACUCCAACCUUAUCCCAUCAACGUUUGUGAUCGUGAUCUUUAUCGCUCCUUGUUGUGGUGGAGUGUUCACAGAGGAACCAGAAAGCUAUGAAAUGGUGGGGGGAAAAGUUGAAAAAAUGUCGUUCACAACUUGGAAGAAGAAACUACAGCCUGUUGGUCUGAACAAGAGAAAACAAGAAGUUCCUCCCACAGUUAAACGUAUUUCACUAAGUCCUGCGGCAAAAAAAUGUUGCCAUGACGCUUAUGAGGGUUUAACCGAAGCAACUAAUAACGGUGACAGGAAAUUAUUCACGAUUCGCGUCAGUGAACUUGAACUGAAAUAUCCUGACAACCCUGAAGUACAAUCAGUAGUGUUGUCGAAAAGAGUGAUAGUAAAUUAUCGACAAGGAAAUUUUUCAAAUGCGUUAAGCUUGCUUAAUGAAUUCCAAGAAUGCGUUCCACGGACAGAGCAACCCUUGGUUCUUGAAGUGCAUUUUUGUUAUCUAAAAACAGCAAUGGCGCGUGUGUCUGGCAAAACUGAUGAAUCUCGAGAUAUCUCAACUGACGCUUUAACCAAAGUGGAAGGCGUAGGACCUGGACUUUUUACUGCUGCUCUCUAUUUAGUCCUUGCAUCAAUUUAUGAUGAUAGUCAAAACGACGCAAGAUUAUCGCCGGACAUACUCUGUACCAAGGCACUGGAGCAAUUGGAGUAUGUUGAAGAUGCUCCAGUGACACGGGCAGACCUGUUUCAUAAUGCACACAUCACGUUAGCGACUUUUCAUCUGGGGUAUAAUUUGUCGGUAAAGAUGAUCAAAAAGGACAUCGACAAAGAAAGUCUUCAAAAAGCCCAAGACAGUAUAAUGGCAGUAAAUCAAUCACUAGUUAAAGGAAAUCCGCUAGCGGGAUACAGAAAGAUUUCAUUCAUAUUGGCACAAUCAAUUCUUUACAUUAGACACUCGGAACUUGAACCCGAAAAACAAACGAGACACCUCAAAACAGCAUUUAACUUUGCCAAAGAAGCUGAGAAUCUCGUCAAACAUUCUGGUCUCGUGGAAAUGGUUUGCUGGGCUCAGACUGCAAUUGCUUCUUGUACUGAGGCAUUAUUGCUUGCGAUGUUUAGGAAAACGAAAAACAUAAGGGUAUUUAAAGUAAAGGUAAAAGUGCAGGGGGCAGGAUAUAUCGCUACGGUCUAGAUGAUACCAGUUAGAGUAGUGAGACCUGGUGAAUGAGUUAAACGAGUAAAUAAUAACUACAGUAAUUUCACUGAAGGGAGAUUUGGGAUAUAUAUUGCUCGAAUAGAUUUUCGUAAAACAAGACGUUCUACUCUCAGACUCGUGUUUAAAAUGUGAAUCGGGCUUCCAAUACAAAAGCGGCAGUGAAAUUUGGCACGGGUACCGAUUUUAGCCGUUUCGUGCCGAUAAAUUGAGUGUAGUGUAAACGGGGCUAAAAUAGUACACAUGUUUGCCUAGAAUAUAAAAAUAUACUAUUGCAUCAUCCCUUCCUCCAGCAUAUUAUUCACUUUGCCAACCGUCGACCCGUCGUUCUGUGGCUGAAUAUUGGCCAGAUCAUCUCUUAAACUCCACUUCAUCUACAAUUAGCUACUGAGAUACAAGCAUAUAUGAAAUUUAAAAAUGUGUUUCAAAUACAACUAUAUAUAUUGUUAUUGCAUAUAAUAUAUGCUGAUCCACUUCAAUUGUCAGUCUAGAAAUGUCUUCAGGCAUGACAAAACGUACUUAAAUAACAUUUUGAAAACAUGUAACAUAUGGCUUUUCGUAAAGCAACAUGUUCAGCUCUCGUGUUUAAAAUAAGAAUGAUAUAUACGUACGUUUCCCGCGUUCGCCACAGUAAUGUACACAUAUUUGCCUGUAUAAUAUAUUGAAGAUAAGAAUCAUUUGCGCUGAUUGUUUUUGUUAUUUAGAUUUCUCUGCCGUCUCCGAAAGAGAACUGAGCUACUAUUGCCGGCAGGGGGUAUCACGAGCAUUUGAGGAAAAUACAUGCGCAUAAAUUAAUCUUAAUUUUGGACUUACAAAGCGUGAAUCACAAUCAGAAAUGUCUUUCAAAGAACAUUGCGUGGGUUGAGACUUUCUCCGGUACUGGGAAAAAUCUCCCGUAGGGAAAUUCCCUGGAACAUUUAGGAAUAUCGUAUGAACGCACGAAGUUUAUAAUAUUCUGCUCCAAAUACGUCGUCAGAAGUGACAAGUUUUCUCAACAAA
Molecule: messenger RNA, 3178 nt
Organism: Dendronephthya gigantea
Lineage: Eukaryota; Metazoa; Cnidaria; Anthozoa; Malacalcyonacea; Nephtheidae
Exons: 2
Coding region: 167-2158 (663 amino acids)
Source: RefSeq, a predicted model, not a curated record